GGGCAAGCGCCAAGCAAGCAAAGAACACAGUUAACUUUUCGUGAGUGCGUGUGAAGUAUGAAGUGUUGCGGAGUUGGAUUAGAUUCUUUUAAUAACCUUCUUAUCUCACUCUCCAGAUCCUUAACUUCUUCCAUUACUCAUCAUUUUUAAUCUUUUAUUUCAGCUCUCUAAUAUCUUUUUAUUUUUAUUUCACCGCUCUUUGCUAACGCCUUCAAGAAAUCUCCAACUUUUUGGACCAUUUCUUUUCUGGGUUUUUGCUCUUUCUUGAGCUCUCAACCUAUUCUCCAUCUGGGUAUGCUCUUAGGAUUCAAAGUUUUCAUCUUUCAUACUCUAUAUUCCAUCCUCUGCACUGCUUUUAGCUAGGGUAUAGCAGAUUUUAAAGACAGUAAAAAUGGGUAAAUUUUCAUUAUUAGUACUGUUAUUUGGAGUACUGGUGAGUUCAGUGGGUGGAAUAGGAGCCAACUGGGGGACACAAGCAAGCCACCCACUGCCUCCAGAUACAGUGGUGAGGCUACUGAGAGACAACGGGAUCCAAAAAGUGAAGCUUUUUGAUGCAGAUUAUGAUACCCUUAGAGCUCUUGGUAAGUCUGGUAUUGAGGUCAUGGUGGGUAUUCCAAAUGAUAUGCUUUCAACUUUGGCUGGGAGUAUGAAAGCUGCUGAGAAAUGGGUUUCUAAAAAUGUCUCCGCUCAUAUCUCCUCUAGUAAUGUCAACAUCAGAUAUGUUGCGGUUGGAAAUGAACCUUUCUUGACAACAUACAAUGGAACCUUUCUUUCAACAACUCUCCCAGCUCUUCAGAAUGUACAAUCUGCUCUGAUAAAAGCUGGAAUAAGCAACCAAGUGAAGGUGACUGUCCCUCUGAAUGCCGAUGUCUAUGCGAGCACGACUGAUUUUCCAUCUGGCGGUGACUUUCGAUCUGAUAUCCAUGAUUACAUGUUUAACAUUGUCAAGUUUUUGAGCGACAGCGGGGCCCCUUUCACUGUAAAUAUCUAUCCUUUUAUCAGCCUUUACACUGAUUCCAAUUUUCCAGUCGAGUACGCAUUCUUUGAUGGCAAUGCAACCCCUUUAAAUGACGGUGGAACAUUGUACACCAACAUGUUUGAUGCUAAUUAUGAUACUCUUGUGCAUGCCUUACAAAGGAAUGGGUUUGGAAACAUGCCCGUCAUUGUUGGAGAGAUGGGGUGGCCCACUGAUGGUGAUAGGAAUGCUAACAACGAGUAUGCCCAAAGAUUCAACCAAGGUUUUAUGUCACGUAUUUCAGGUGGGAAGGGUACCCCAAUGAGGCCUGGACCUAUUGAUGCUUAUUUAUUUAGUUUGAUAGAUGAAGAUGCUAAGAGCAUUGAUCCCGGGAACUUUGAACGCCACUGGGGAAUAUUCACAUAUGAUGGAAGAGCUAAGUACUCCCUUAACCUUGGCACCACAUCCUCAGGAUUAUUGGUUGAAGCAAAAAAUGUGCGUUACCUGGACCGAAAAUGGUGCGUAAUGAAGUCAUCAGCCAAGCUUGAUGACCCAAAUGUGGCACCAAGUGUGAGCUAUGCUUGUGCACGCGCUGAUUGCACCAGCCUUGGUUAUGGGACGUCGUGUGGAAGUUUGGAUGCAAUGGGAAAUAUUUCAUAUGCAUUGAACAGUUAUUAUCAGAAUCAGAAUCAGCUUGAGGAAGCAUGCAAGUUCGAGAACAUUUCCACUAUCACCAAAACAGACCCAUCAGUCGGAACUUGCAGAUUUGAGAUAAUGAUCGAGCCAUAUUAUGGAGCUGCCAAGCGGACAGUAGGAUACCCGCGCAAGCCAUUGAGUUUGGCUGCAGGUCUCAUUCUGUUUUUGCUAACAAUGCUAUAAAAUUCGAGGCUCCUAAUUCUUAGAGGUACCUUUUUUCUUUCAUCAUGGUGUUUUGGUAUUCAAGGAAAGUUCAGAAAAAACAUGACUGGGGUUGCAAUUUUUCUUUUCUUUCUAGCAAUCUAGGAACAAUUUUUUGUAACUUAUGCUUGUUGAGUAUUGUAUCUCAUGUGUAGAACCAGAUUAUUGAACAAUGUGUAAAUGCAUUCAUAUCUUGUUUUUAUAAUGGAAGAUAUCGUUAGUACA
Messenger RNA from Mercurialis annua (annual mercury), 2077 nucleotides. RefSeq names its product glucan endo-1,3-beta-glucosidase 6. Lineage: Eukaryota; Viridiplantae; Streptophyta; Magnoliopsida; Malpighiales; Euphorbiaceae. Gene Ontology annotation, cellular component: plasma membrane. Gene Ontology annotation, molecular function: hydrolase activity, hydrolyzing O-glycosyl compounds. The transcript has 2 exons. Bases 392 to 1834 code for a protein of 480 amino acids. The record is from RefSeq and is a predicted model, not a curated record. Gene Ontology annotation, biological process: carbohydrate metabolic process.